Calypte anna (Anna's hummingbird) is the source of this 1958-nucleotide messenger RNA. It is a transcript of the gene SLC7A1, whose product is annotated as solute carrier family 7 member 1. The transcript has 12 exons. Gene Ontology annotation, cellular component: plasma membrane. NCBI's taxonomy places the organism in Eukaryota, Metazoa, Chordata, Aves, Apodiformes, Trochilidae. The coding region runs from base 57 to 1829 and encodes 590 amino acids. The record is from RefSeq and is a predicted model, not a curated record. Gene Ontology annotation, molecular function: amino acid transmembrane transporter activity. Gene Ontology annotation, biological process: amino acid transport; transmembrane transport.
UCCUCAGCCCCUGGCACCGGGCUGCCCCUCGGCGUGGCUCGGGCCCAGACACAAAGAUGGAGUGUCAGAAAAUCGUGGAUUUUGGAAACCAGCUUCUUCGGAGGAAAAAUGUGGACUGCACUCGAGAAGACAGCCGGCUCUCCCGAUGCCUCAACACUUUUGACUUGGUGGCUCUGGGUGUAGGCAGCACGCUGGGUGCAGGUGUCUAUGUGCUGGCUGGGGCUGUGGCACGGGAAAAUGCGGGGCCCGCCAUCGUUAUCUCCUUCCUUAUUGCUGCCUUGGCUUCAGUCCUGGCUGGACUCUGCUACGGAGAAUUCGGUGCUCGAGUUCCUAAGACAGGAUCGGCUUAUCUCUACAGCUAUGUGACCGUGGGUGAGCUGUGGGCCUUCAUCACAGGGUGGAAUUUAAUCCUCUCCUAUGUUAUUGGAACCUCAAGCGUGGCCAGAGCUUGGAGUGCGACGUUUGAUGAAAUUAUUGGCAAGCACAUUGAAGAAUUUUGUAAAAAAUACAUGACGAUGGAGGCUCCUGGAGUGCUAGCAAAAUACCCAGACAUCUUUGCUGUGGUGAUAAUUGUCAUCCUAACAGGGCUCUUGAUUUUUGGCGUGAAGGAAUCAGCCCUCGUGAACAAAGUGUUCACUUGCAUCAACAUCCUCGUCCUUGGCUUCGUCAUGGUCUCUGGCUUUGUGAAAGGAUCCAUUAAAAACUGGCAGCUGACUGAACAGGACAUUUACAACACCAGCCACAGCAUUUAUGGAGACAAUCAAACACAGGAAGAAAAGCUUUAUGGUGUUGGAGGGUUUAUGCCCUAUGGAUGGAAAGGAGUCCUCUCAGGAGCAGCUACAUGUUUUUAUGCUUUCGUGGGAUUUGACUGUAUUGCUACUACAGGUGAGGAGGUAAAAAACCCUCAGAAGGCCAUUCCUAUUGGCAUCGUGGCAUCUCUCCUCAUCUGCUUCGUGGCUUAUUUUGGAGUGUCAGCUGCCCUGACACUCAUGAUGCCUUACUACCAGCUGGAUACCAAUAGCCCUUUACCCAAUGCCUUUAAGUAUGUGGGUUGGGAUGGAGCCAAUUACGCAGUGGCUGUUGGAUCCUUGUGUGCACUUUCUACAAGUCUCCUUGGCUCCAUGUUUCCGAUGCCUCGGAUAAUUUAUGCUAUGGCAGAAGAUGGACUUCUCUUUAAAUUUUUGGCUAAAGUCAAUGAGAAGAGAAAAACUCCAAUAAUUGCAACAGUGACAUCAGGGGCCGUUGCAGCUGUUAUGGCCUUUCUCUUCGACUUGAAAGAUCUUGUGGAUCUCAUGUCCAUCGGGACCCUCCUGGCUUACUCCUUGGUGGCAGCCUGCGUGUUGGUACUGAGGUAUCAGCCAGAGCAGCCUAAUUUGGCAUAUCAGAUGGCUAGGACAACAGAGGAUAACAAUGAGUCUGUGAGCACCAGUGAGUCGCAGACUGGAUUUUUGCCAGAGGAAGAGGAGAAGUGUUCCCUCAAAGCCAUACUGUGUCCCCCAAACUCAGACCCUUCCAAAUUCUCAGGCUCAGUAGUGAAUGUCUCAGCCUUCAUCAUUGGUUUCCUUAUUGUGGGUAGCUGUAUCUUGACUGCCCUUGAGCCAAGCAUUCUGAUAAAAACUCUAUGGAUUAUUGCUGCCAUCCUUGUUCUCAUUGUCAGCUUUGUUAUAUGGAAACAGCCUGAAAGCAAAACCAAGCUUUCCUUUAAGGUACCUCUUUUGCCCCUUCUUCCUGUUGUGAGUAUUUUUGUGAAUGUUUACCUCAUGAUGCAGCUAGACCUAGGCACGUGGAUACGGUUUGCAGUCUGGAUGCUCAUAGUGUUCCCCAGCUAAGUUCACUACUCUAAAAAAGGCUAACUAAAGCACCAGGAAGGUUGGCCAUGCCCAUGUAGUGCCACUGACUUAAAUUCAUGCUUCAGCUUUACUGAAAAACAAAUAACAGAAUCAGGAGUGGUUUGUGUU